GUGCCAGAAUGUGUACUACUGCGGCGUGGUGUGUCAGCGUGCCAACUGGCCACAGCACAAGAAGUUCUGCAAGAAGCUGAAGCUGGUGGCCCUGGAUCGGGCCCUGGAUCGGCUGGUGGAGUGGCUUGUCUUCACAGGAGACAUCCCCUUCCCCACGGAGACUUGGCCAAAGCCCGCCCAGGACGUGAAGGGCUGGGAGGAGUGGUUCUCCAUGCAGGAGGGGCUGGAGGAGAAGCUGGAUGCUGUCCUGGCUGGGCGGUACAUGACUCUCCUCUGGGCCAACGCGGGGAAGCCCCGGCCGGAGGACAGGGAACUGCGUGAAUCUGUCCGGCGGCUGGUCACCGACUUCCACUCACGCCCGCUCACCAUCGGCUUGGGGCUGCAGCUUUUCGGCAUUGACCCCCUCGCCAAAGCCCUCACUGUGCACGUGGUGGGGGCAUCCCACGUCGAGACCCUCAACACCCGGCUGACGGACUACGAUGAGCUGACGCGGAUGUUCCCGGAGCACUGGGGCAUGGAGGUGGUGAUGGUGGGGGUGGACGUGGUCAACGGAGCCAUCAUGAGGCCACCCCUGGCCGUGCCAGCACCCCGGGGAAGGGUCUAUCUCAGCAGCUACAAGGGGCUAUACCACGACUUCUGGGAAAGCCACGUGGAGACCAAGCUGGCUGCUCGCCCUGACCUGGUGGUUGGCUUUCACCCGGGUGAGUGCCUGUGCCACGGAGGGGCCUGGACCCUCGCCACCCCGCUGCCCACCCUGCUGCUGCUGCGGGACUACCGCCUGCCCGUCCUCUUCAGUGUCUACAGCGAGCAGGAGCUGAAGUCCUCCCUGCAGAUCCUGGUGGAACUCGAGACGCACAUCAUGGGCUAUGCCGCUAAUCCCUUCGCCUCACUCCGGCCCGAGCAGGUCUACUCCAGCCCCAACAAGGCGCCCGUCUACUGCAGCUCCUACUACAUUGCCCUCCUG
Molecule: messenger RNA, 964 nt
Organism: Eurypyga helias (sunbittern)
Lineage: Eukaryota; Metazoa; Chordata; Aves; Eurypygiformes; Eurypygidae
Gene: MSS51
Product: MSS51 mitochondrial translational activator
Exons: 4
Source: RefSeq, a predicted model, not a curated record